GAGAAGCCAAAAAAAAUGCUCCAAUCAGUUGCAGUCGCGAAUUAGCGUCGCACAGACGCGGUGUCUCGCACGAAGUGUUCCUUUCUCGCUCCAUCUGCUGUCUCGCCUACUCGCGGAAGUCCGAUAGUUCGUCCCUUUCGGCACAACGGUAAACGCUUCGAAAUGGUGCACCUAAAUGAGAAAACGGAGGAUCAGCUGAUGACCACCAGGAUUUCGGAGCUGCAGGAUUGGCUCAAGUCGCAGCCACAGCUGCCGCAGAAUAUAUCCCGAUUGCUUCUGCGCCGCUUUCUGCACACGACGAGGAGCGACCUAUCCGCCGCCCAGCGCCUCUUGGAACUCAAUUAUGGACUACGCAACAAGCAUGGCCACAUCUUCAUCGAUCGCGAUCCGCUGGAUGCCAGUUCGCAGCAGCUGCUGCAAGUCGCAGAUCUGGUGCCGUUGCCCGGCCUGACCCCGGAGAACAACAAGCUGCUCUUUUACCGCUUGAUCGACUUCGAUGCGGACAAGUUCAACUUCACGGCUGCCAUCAAGGUUUUCUUCAUGGUGGCUGACUGUCGAUUUGCGACGGAGAACGAGGAUCGUUUGUCGGACGGCGAGAUACCUGUUUUCGACAUGGCUGGCUAUACGCUGCGCCACCUGACCAAAACCGCAUUGGGCGCCCUACGCGUCUACAUGAAGUUUGUCCAGGAGGCGCAUCCUGUCCGGCUCAAGGAGAUCCACGUGCUAAACUGCCCCUCGUACGUGGACAAGGUGAUGGCUGUGGUUAAGCCGUUCAUCAAGGGCGAGGUGUUCAAGCUAAUCCACUUCCACUUGCCGGAUGCGGACACCCCAUAUCGCCACUUUCCGCGCUCCAUGUUGCCGGAGGAAUACGGCGGAGAGGCGGGCAAGAUGUCCGACCUAAAGCUCCAAUGGAUGCAGCUGCUCAAGGAACAGAGGGACUAUCUGAUGGAUUCGGAAAACUGGCAAAUAAACAAAAGCAAAAAGAAUGGCCAACGAAAAUCCAGUGAUUCAGGAGUCACAGAAAGUCUACGUUCCCUCGAAAUUGAUUAGUCGCCGUGCGCACAACUGUACUUUAAUUUUUGGACCUUCAGCGAUUUUCACAUGUCUCAAAACUUUGCCGCAUAUAAUGGAAAAUCAAAAUGUAAAAAGCUUGUCACCCUUCAAUGAACUGCAAAUGCUAUCAGAUACGAUAGGAAAAUUCAAUUUGGCUCAAUUGGUGAAUGUGAAAAUCGGAUUGGGCCCGUCUAUCUAUUGUGUUUUUGCUUGGUUCCCAUUUGAUUUCCCAGCUGGGCUUGGAUCUAUGUAAAUAUAUAUAUAUUU
This is a messenger RNA of Drosophila erecta, 1320 nucleotides long. RefSeq names its product alpha-tocopherol transfer protein-like. The record is from RefSeq and is a predicted model, not a curated record. The coding region runs from base 163 to 1050 and encodes 295 amino acids. Lineage: Eukaryota; Metazoa; Arthropoda; Insecta; Diptera; Drosophilidae. Gene Ontology annotation, cellular component: membrane. Gene Ontology annotation, molecular function: phosphatidylinositol bisphosphate binding. The transcript is spliced from 5 exons.